This is a messenger RNA of Phaedon cochleariae (mustard beetle), 4737 nucleotides long. The record is from the annotation of a GenBank genome assembly. Lineage: Eukaryota; Metazoa; Arthropoda; Insecta; Coleoptera; Chrysomelidae.
UUGGAAACAAAUUUGUUGACAGAGCGGGCUGUCAUCUUAUUUACUUUGUUUAUGCUUCUUUUGUUUUCUUUUGAAGAGAAAUCGAGAGCGUCGGGAAGUGUGCGGCUUUUUCUUAUAGUUUCAUUGUAAAGUGUUGAUUUGAGUUAAAAAUGAGUCGCCAGAGCACUUUAUUCAGCUUCUUUUCACCACGAUCCCAAAAAAAUGAUGAUAACGAGAGAGACAAUGAACAGGGGCCGCCAGACGAGAAGCCUUCUACUUCUACUAGUCUUGGCGUUUCUCAAGGAACAUCUAAAACGGUAAAAACCAAAUUAUCUUUUGCUGAGACGCCUCAAAAGCAACAGAAGAAACAACCACAAAAUACUAAGAUUGGAAGUGGUGAAUCUGAAAAUGAAAAUGCAUCACCUCACAUGUUGAAAAGACAUAAAAAAGAUAGAUCUGAAGAUGUUCCUGAAAAGGAAAAUGGCAAAAAGCGUUUGAGGCCAGUAAUAGACUCUUCAGACAGCGAAUCUGAAACGCCCUGUAAAAGACCAAACACCGAUCCACAAACACCAAAAACCAACGGAUCAGCCAAAGCCCGUAAAAAUAAUAUCAUCGAUUCCUCCGAAUCUGAAAACGAAGAAACGUCAGUCAAGAAGAAUGUGAAGGCUUUCAGUUUCUCAAAAAUCGAUUCCGACUCUUCAAAAAGAAUUUCUACACCCGCAAAAACUCCGGUAUCCAAGCCGAUAGAAAUCAUCUCCGAUGGUAUUCACAAACAGUGGGCGCACAACAACUAUGAGUUUUUGAAGCCGAAUAAGAUCUUGGACAUUAAGAAGCGAAGACCAGAUCAUCCGGAAUAUGAUCCUAGGACGCUGUACGUUCCUGACAGUUUCCUCGGUGGGCUGACUCCUGCAAUGAGACAGUGGUGGGAACUGAAAAGUAAACAUUUUGAUACCGUUCUGUUCUUCAAAGUAGGGAAGUUUUAUGAGCUGUAUCAUAUGGAUGCAGUGGUAGGGGUCAACCAUUUGGGAUUUUGUUACAUGAAGGGCGAGUUUGCUCACUCGGGCUUUCCAGAAACUGCCUAUGCCAAAAUGGCGAGUUGUCUGAUAGAUAAGGGCUUCAAGGUCUCGAGAGUUGAACAAACCGAAACUCCUGAAAUGAUGACAGCACGGUGCCAAAGUAUGGGCAAAACCACGAAAUAUGACAAAGUGGUGAAAAGAGAAAUAUGCCAGGUUUCAACGAAAGCCACAUGUAUCUAUACAGCACAAAUGACUGAAGCAAAAAGCGAACUGCCUAAUUUUAUGUAUGGUAUAUGUAUGGAGGAAAGAUCUCAUGGCACUUUCAGGUUUGGAAUAUGUUUUGUAGAAACCUCCAUAGGAACCUUCUAUUUAUCAGAAUUUCAAGACGAUAAACACUUUUCGAAGAUGCUGACCAUUUUUUCAGAAUUUCCUCCAGCCUUGAUACUGACUGCUAAAGGUGGCGUCCACGACAAAUUCACUGAACUGCUCAACUGUCAUUUUAGAGAUGUGCGCAAAGAAAGUUUGCUAUCAAAAACUCAGUUUUAUACGGCCGAUGACACUUUAGAGAAACUCUGUGGAGCUUGUUAUUUUCGAAGCGACGAUGGAAAUUUGAGAUGGCCAGAAGUGUUUAAGAAGAUUGCGAAUGCUUGCAUCGCAAAAGACGAAUAUAGGUUGUCGAUAAGAUCUCUAGGUGCUUGCUUGUGGUACUUGAAAGAUUCCAAAUUAGACAUUCAUGUAUUUUCAAUGGGUAAAUUUGAAUGGUAUGAUCCAUUGGAUCUGGGAUCUAGCGAGAAAAACAAUCAGAAAGACUAUUUGAUAUUGGAUGCUGCAACAAUCAACAAUCUAAGCCUUCUAGGAUCCAAAGGCUCCCUCAAGCAAACUUUGGAUCGUUGUGAAACUCCAUUCGGCAAAAGAUUAUUACAAAGAUGGAUCUGUAGACCUCUAUGUCAUGUUGGAAAAAUUAAAGAAAGACAAAAGGCCGUUAUGGAGCUGCAUAAUAAUCCCACUUUAUUGAAAAGUGCUCAAGACAUUCUGAAGAAGAUGCCUGAUUUGGAACGUCAAAUAACAAAAAUACAUACCUAUGGAAAUAAAUUCCUCUCAACUGACCACCCUGAUAGUAGAGCAAUAUUUUAUGAAGCAGUUACAUAUUCUAAGAGGAAAAUAAAGGAUUUUCUGAAAACUUUGAGGGCUUUUGAAAAAGCUCAAGAAAUUGCAGGGAUUUUCAAAGGAUGUGAAGAUCGUUUAUUGAGGAAAAUAACUCAGUUCGCUCCGGAAGGUGUAAACAGAGACCUCGGGAGCACCCUUGAUUACUUUAAGACCGCAUUUGACCAGGAUGAGGCUGAGAAAGAGGGCCAAAUCAUUCCACAAAGAGGCGUAGAGGACGAAUUUGACAAAGUGGAAAUGGCAAUAGAAGAAAUCAAAGACGAGUUGCAAGAAUACCUCGAAGAGCAGUCCCGAUUUUUUGGUUGCAAAGUCAGCUAUUUCGGUAAUGACAAAAAACGUUUUCAGUUGGAAGUACCUGAGAAACAAAGUAAUAAAGCAACAGAAAACUAUUUGUUAGAAGGAACUAGAAAAGGGAAUAAGCCUUGCAAAAGGUUCAGUACGCCUAUGUCAAGGGCAUUACUCGCGAAAAUGAUGAGGGCAGAAGCAGAGAGAGCUAAGUUGAUUUUGGAUUUGAAUAGGCGAAUCUUCAGGAAAUUUAGUGAAAAGAACGAUCUGUUUGAUGAGGCAGUUCAAUGCCUUACCAUUUUGGAUGUUCUUUGUUCCUUGGCAGAAUAUGCAAGAACUUUUUCCCACAACAUUUGUAUGCCAGAAGUAUUGCCUUUUGCUGACAAGCCCAAAAUUGAGAUAGUCGACGGACGUCAUCCCUGCAUCACAAAUUUAGACAAUUUCGUGGCGAAUGACACAAAGAUGGGUGUCGAUAAUCACCCCGGCAUAUUGAUCAUUACUGGACCUAACAUGGGCGGUAAAUCAACGCUUAUGAGACAAAUUGCCGUGAUAUCUGUAAUGGCACAAAUGGGCAGCUUUGUACCUGCAACAAAGUGUCAACUCCACCUCAUCGAUCGAAUCUUUACUCGUCUUGGCGCUCAAGAUGACAUCAUACAGGGACAGUCCACUUUCUACGUGGAACUUUCCGAAGCAUCCUGUAUUCUGCAACAUGCUUCCAAGCAUUCCCUGGUGUUGAUUGACGAGUUAGGCCGUGGCACUUCAACUCAUGACGGAAAUGCUAUUGCUAUAGCUUACGUGGACAAACUGACGAAAAUCAAAUGCCGCACUACUUUUUCAACACACUACCAUUCGCUUGUCGAUAAUUUCAUCGGGAAUGAGGAUAUUCAGCUAGGUCAUAUGGCGUGCUUAGUCGAAAAUGAUGAUGAUCCUACUCAAGAGUCUGUCACUUUCCUCUACAAAGUGGCAGAAGGUAGAUGUCCGAAGUCCUAUGGGUUCAACGUUGCCAGACUUGCUGGACUUAAUCACAGCAUCAUUGUCAAGGCCAGGACAGUAGCCAAAGAGCUAGAAGAAACGAGCAAACUAUGUGAUAUUUUCAGAUUUGUAUUCACGUCUAAGGAAAUGUCUGAAGUGAGAGAAAAAUUAGCAAGUAUUGUUUUGAAUUGAUGAAUAUAUCCUGUGAAGAUGCAUUUUUUCUGGUCAGGAGCCACUAUGUUCUUAGUAUUAAUGUUCUCUUGUUCUUUUUUUAUAAUUUUUUGUUCUACCUCAGAAGUUUGUUAUGAGGAUUGAUGUUUUGUUUUGUUACUUAGUAGUUUUAGUGUUGUAAGAUGUCCAGAUAUACCGGGUCUCAACGAAUCUAUUAGACCAGCCAUAACUUCUAGAAAAUUCGGUGUAUCAAAAUGAAAUCUAAUAUGGGUAUAUGGUAUGUGAAGAGGAAAGUUUUCGCAUAUUUUUCACAUUCUGGUCACUUGCGGUUUCACCAUAAAUGGAUCCAGUUUUGAAUUUUUAAAUUAUAUAUAUAAUAUUUUAGAAUUUCUGAGAAAAUUCCGGAUCAGAAUAUGACAUUUUUUUUUGAUGAAUCUAAUGAUACUAAUUUAUUUGCUAUUGAAUUGAAAAUAAGAACAAAUUGGAUAUUACUAAAGAAAAUACUGGGUAAAACUGCAUUUAGCAUGCGAUGAGUUUUUUUUUCGAAAAUUUUUCUUGGUACUUACGUAUUUUUGUCUGAAAAACACGAAUUUGAUAAUGAAAAUGUGAACAAACCACUAUUUAUCGAGAUAUUUCAAGAAAAAGUUCGAAAUUUGGCCUUCUUUCUCCCCUUGUGUUGGGGGCAUAGUCAAUCCAAAUAUGAGAUGUCAAAUGUCAAUAGAUUGCUUUGGAAUGACAUUACACACGCCAUUAUUUUAAAUGAUAUUCUUCCUUCUUUUCACUGAAUAUGGAUAGAUCUCAAGAAAAUCAUAUUUAUAGUUGAAUCAUAUAAUAGAAUAAAAUGUGUCAUACAUUGUGAUAUAUAUAAAUUGUCCAGUGAUGAAAAAAGAAAGGAAAAUUGUUCUAAAUGCCAUCCAGAAGACAGGCGAAAAAGAAGGUGAAAUUUAUAACAUUUUCAUUAUCAAAUUCGUGUUUUUCAGACAAAAAUACGUAAGUAACAAAAAUGAGUUUCGAAAAAAAAAACCAUCACAUGAUAAAUGCAGUUUUACCAUAUUUUGUAGUUAUAUUUUUCGAGUCUUCUUUGGAAAACAGAACACUCAGGUUUACACUUUUCACACGAAAUUUACCUAAAAUAGAGAAACUUUCACUG